This is a messenger RNA of Triticum turgidum subsp. durum (durum wheat), 2592 nucleotides long. The record is from the annotation of a GenBank genome assembly. NCBI's taxonomy places the organism in Eukaryota, Viridiplantae, Streptophyta, Magnoliopsida, Poales, Poaceae.
AUGGGCCGGUGGGGGAUGAAGCUCGGCGACAUGGCCGAGUUCCAGUGCUUCGUCUGCAAGGACGCCGGCGACGUCCGCGUCUGCGACGCCAGGAACUGCCUCAAGAGCUACCACCCGGGCUGCGUGGGGAAGGAGGACGACUUCAUUGAUUCCAGCGAGCAAUACGUCUGUGAUUGGCAUAAAUGUUCUAAUUGUGGAAGUGAUGCACUCUAUUUAUGCUUGUGCUGUCCAAGUUCCUCUGCUUGUGGAGACUGCUUUGGAAAAGUUGAUUUUGUCCCAGUGAAGCAGAGCAACGAACUCAACAUGGGAUUCUGCCGCAGCUGUUUUAAUAUGGCAAUAGCGACUGAGAAAGAUGAUGCUGAAGAGGCAAAGGUUGUUUUCGAAGGUACCCCGGAGCACUAUCAAAUAUUGUUUAAAGAUUACUGGACAAUACUUAAUGACAAGGAGUGUUUUACAUUGCUCGACUUGCAACUAGCAAGUAUUCGUCAUAAAAGAAGCCUACAGUGUAAAGAAGGGAAGGAUUCAGAUGAGUAUCACAAGACAGAUGGAAAGCCAUUGGGUGACAAUGAUGGUGCUGGGCCAUCAUCUCUUCUUGACACAAUGGACAAACCAAAUGAAGUGCAAGCAACUCUGAAGAGAAAGAAACUGGAGAAGAGAACAUAUGUUGGGUGGGGUUCAAAAGAGCUAACAGAAUUCCUAUCAUGUAUUGGUAAGGAUGCAAGCACGCCUCUUGACCAUUUCAAAGUUGCUGAAGUUGUCAGGGACUAUGUUCGACAGAACAAUCUUCUAGAUGGUAAGAAGAAGAAAUCUGUCACGUGUGAUGAGAACCUGCAUUCUUUAUUUAACAAAAGGAAAUUUAAGUACAACAUGAUCCAUAGCUUGGUGGAAACGCAUCUUUCCGCAAAUGCGAUUUCAGAGGAUGAAAGUGAUGGAUCUGUGGAUGAUAAUGGUUACACGGUGAAAAAUAAGCCUCGGAAUAGUUUGGAGCCAAAAAUUCCUAAGAGUGUUUCAGGAAUAGACCCAAUAAUUCCUAAGAGUGUUUCAGGAAUAAACAAGAAAUGUCUUGCCGCUCUCAAUCCGAAUAACCUGAAUCUGAUUUAUCUGAGAAGAACUUUAGUUGUAAAACUUCUGACUGAGCUAGACACAUUUGAACAGAAAGUUAUUGGCUGUUUGGUCAGAGUGAAGAAUGAUCUCAAGAGUUAUACUUAUAUGAUGACUAAGAAAUAUUACCAGAUUGGACUAGUUACAGGCAUUAAGAAAUCUUCAGAAGAAUACAAGAUUAAGGAUACAUGUACAGAUGUUCUUUUAUGUGUUUCCGGCAUGUGGGAUGAUGUCAAGAUCUCAAUGCUAUCAGAAGAGGACUUUGAGGAGGAUGAGUGCAAUGAUCUUCUUCUGUUGGCCAAGAAAGAGCUCUUCAAAAGACCUACUGUUGCUGAGUUAGAGGAAAAAGAGGCAACUGUACAUGCAGACAUUGUAAAUCAUUGGUUUGAUAAGGAGCUUCGAAAAUUGGAAAUGGAGUUGGAACGAGCGCGUGAGAAGGGGUGGCGCCAGGAUAUCCAUGACCUAAGUUGUAAAAAAGUGCUUCUAAGCACACCAGACGAAAGACAGCGCCGUCUUGAGGCGAUCCCAGAAGUUAUUCCAGAUGCUGAAGAGGAGAGUAAAGAAAUUGGGAUUGAAUCAGCAGCGAGCAUUCCUUUUCAAGGGAAUCGAGACGAAAGACAGCGACGUCUUGAGGCGAUCCCCGAAGUUAUUCCAGAUGCAGAAGAAAAGUAUGAAGAAACUGAGAUUGAUUCAGCAGCAAGGAACCCUUUUCAAGGGAAUCGAGACCGACCUGGCGCAGCGGUGAAGUACUCCCCACUUGUGCCAAGAGGUCCCGGGUUCGACGCAGCCCUUCUGCAUUUCACUGUGCAGGGUGUGACACAGACAGUAGCUGACCCUUUGGAAGUUGGUAUAGAUGAAUCGCUAGAAGGUGCAUCUCUGCGAGAUGACGCUGCUUGUGAAAUUGCUUUUGAAGCUGCCGGCAAAGCCCUCCCUAAUGGUAGCACUCCUGGUCCUGGAUUGCACACUCCAUUGAACACAGUUACUGGAGUCAUUGAUAUCGACAACGAGGAGGAUGGAAAUGGUCCUAGUCAUCACAAUGGUGGUGACGAACAAGACAUCAUCGAUCUGGUCAGUGAUGACGAUGGGGAUGUUCACAUGGAGCAGUGUGAGCCAGAACGGGCAAGAUGUGAUGGACCAGAAACCGUCAAUGGGAUCGCUGCGCAUGCACAUAAUGGACCGGAAGCCGUCAAUGGGGUCACCAUACCUACAGUCCGUGCUUCCGAUGAUCGGGAUGGAAAUACAGGGCCUGUAUGCAGUACGUCACAAGCCAUGGCGCGUGAUCCCGUAACCGUGAAUGGGACAAGCAAGUCAGAUCAAGGGUGGCUGUACAGGGAUCUUCAGGGGCGAGAGCAUGGGCCAUACCCAAUGGCUCAAAUGCGGGAGUGGCAGCAAAGUGGGUACUUCCCUGAGGGCUUCCGCGUGUGGAGAGCAGGGAAAUCAAGGCGGGGGAGAGGCUCCAUCUUGCUGAUAGAUGCCAUGCGGCUGCACUAG